AUCACAUUCAUGGGAGGUGAUUUAGAUAGCCAAGAUCUCCGGAACAUCGUCCUCUGCAAGUCAAUUGAUUGUCAUCUCCUCCAUUGGCAAACAGUACCGUAGCACGGAGAGCUCAUCUGAGAGCACCAUGAUGCUCUCAGGUGCCAGAGCUUGACUCCAUCCCCGGCCUCCACUCUCCCCCAUAGUCUAACUACAUGUAAUCUCCCCCUUAGUCCACUCUGUGACCCAUACGUAGUAACCUCUUUCUUCAAUCAGUGACGAUGGUGGACCUACCAACAAAAAUGGCGUUUGACGGCCACCAGAGCGAUGGCGAGAGUACCAUCAACUCCCGACGUUCCGGCUUUGAGGAUUCAACACCCGGUUCAGAGUCUACUCUCUUGGAAUUUCCAGUCCACGUCGAACUGUUUCCCUACAGUAGUAGUGCUGAGAAUUCCGUCCUAAAGGUGGAACUGCCACCCAACCGACGCCACCAAAGGGACGAUGGAUCUGUCCUGUUGUAUUGGGGCAGCUGGGUCGAAUACGAGGAGCUCAAGGAGGGAUUAUUCAGCAAGAUUCCUGCCAAAUAUCGACACUGGCAUUGUUUCUACUCUGAUCGGGGGAAAUCCUACCGUUACUUAAAAAAGCAAGGCUAUCGUCCCAGGUGGGCCAUUCGUCCGGGAUCCACCUUGAAGCUCUAUGAGUGCAUCGUGUUUCUUCAGUUUCCCAUUGAAGGAAAACAAGAAAGAUUUCGAAUGGGAGUGACGCAAUUCGAAUCGGUCAGAGAGUUCAAGAAAAGGAUUCGAAUGAGAAAACGACUCCGUAUGCCCUCGCUACGUAUUCGACAACUGGUGUUGCUCCAUGACGGUCAAGAAUUGCAGGAUGAUCAGCUGAUUGGGUCCUACAGUUCCAUUGUCCAUGGAUCCAUCAUUGAUAUCAUACGACUUGUGCCCACUGCUAGAAUCUGUAGCAUUGUUCAAAAGCUUGGCACUGGGAUUGCUUUUCAAACUUGUACCAGGAUCCCCCGGGUGGAGCACCGAGGAAUCACACUGUCACAACUGUCACAGGUGGCCAUGCAGAUCCAUCUCAGAUGCAUUCCAGAGAAGUGGACCAGCACCAAUCCGGCUAGGAAAGGAGAGCAACUACAGCCACAUGAGGUUACCCUCUACGAUCUCGUGGAGUACUACAUCAAACCCACUACCCGUGAGCUAAAUUGUAGCUAUGUGGAAGCCGUCGCGGAAGAUGAUCAACAGAUCGGACGCUACAUGGUCAGCCAUUGGUGGGGCGAACCGGUCUUUCGAAUGAUUUCUUGUCUCAACAGGCACAGUCGGGACCGAAAUCUGGGACGAGACACACCCUACUGGAUAUGCGCCUAUGCGCUGUGUCAACAUGAUGUCUCGGGCGAACUUGGUACCAGUCCCCAGGACAGCCCCUUUUUCAAGGCAAUGACCAUAGCAGAGGGUGCCGUAUCGGUGUUGGAUGAGCAAUGUGUGUGCUAUAAUCGCGUCUGGUGCGCCUAUGAAGUUUCUUUGGCAUUGAAGGAUCUUGUCAGAGUCAAAGCUGAAAAGGGAGGCAACUACCUCUACGAUGUAUAUAGCAUCAAUGAACAAGGGCUAGCGGUUGGCCUUACGGACGGGCUCGCGCAGAUAGACACUGGGAAGAAAGGAAAUACAAAGUAUGCUCCCGACACAGAUGAGAGCUCCUGCUCGGAUGACAGCACCGAUAGCAGUUCCGACGACAGUAGCAGCGAAGACGAAGGUGCAGCAGCAAGGCGCCAACGCCUCCAUGAGACUCAGAAAGAAUCGCGACAAAAGUGCUUUCCUUUGGAAGUCAGCGCAAAAGCCCUGAAUGUCAAAAUUGAAAAGGCAGAAGCAUCCCGCAGAGAAGACAGAAAGUCGAUUCUUCACUGCGUUUGCGGCAGGAAUCAUGAUUCGCCGGAUGACCCACCAGCCACCCACGAAGCCUAUGAAAAUGUCAACAAUCUACUUCGUGGCAAGUUUGCCGCUUCCACCUAUCGACUCGCCCUCGAGCAAGGCUUGGACAUGCAACCAUUCCGCACUGCUCUCGCCAACAGCCCUCUGACAAGCGUUGUGGCAUCCUUCCGCCGUUGCCACUGUGCGGGUGUCAUCAAAGAGGCCCAGCAUUUUGCUGCGAGUAUACCACUGACCGUGGAGAAUCUAAAGCUGGAUUACGCCAACGUCGGCUUUAGCUCCUCAGAUGAGUUUGCCCUUGGUCUUGGUCGCCUCCAGCAGCUAAAGUCGUUCACUCUUUACUUUCGACAUGGCGAGCAUUGGACAGGCCACUCGGCAUCUGAAGAUGCUUGCACAGAUAUCAAGUCGCUUUGGUCGGAAUUAGGAAGAUUGCCUUUGCUCGAAAGUGUUACGAUGGAUCUAUCGCAGAAUUGUCGCUUAGAAGCAGCUGAUGGUCUUGCGGACUGGCUGCUGCUAGAGGAACGAGUGCAUCUUACAACAUUGGAUCUCUCAAUGUCGAGCUGUGCGCUACCCGACAAGACGGUACUGCAAGUUUUCCGCAGUCUCAUGUUGCUUUAUGAGAGCAGAAACACAAGCAACCCUUUGUCUUUGCGACUGUAUUUCGGUAAGCACCCUCUUGCAGUGGCGCUCUUUAUGAAAUAUUCGCGCUUGAAUGAUUUUGUGUGGUCCGAGAGCUAUCGUUACAUCAAGACUCUGGAUGAACUUGACGAAUCGGUAACUUCAGGACAAACGGCGGAACGAUUGGUGAACCUGAGAGUCGAUGACGCUUUGGAUGAACGGGAAUUUCUGCUCUACAACCUGGAAGUCCGACGCCAUAAUAGUGGCGGGGGCGACCCAUCAGAGGAACUUUUGGAAGAACGGGAGAAGUCCUUUGCAUUUCGCAAGCGGUUCGAGGCCCGUUAUCGACCCGAACUGGAAAGACUACGCAAGGAUGUCUCGGACCCCGUGCAACACGUUUGUGAGGUUGCCUUGAUCGACUUCAAAGCUAUGCUAGUUUCGUUUCUGUCGGAGGAGGGCCAAGACGAAGAGCCCUAGCUAGCCGGAGAACCGGAAAUGACACUUCAUUCAGAGCUGUCUCAAGUUGGUCUCUGGAGGAGGCGCAAUGAGGAGCUCAGCAAAAUUCCUUGGACUGAGAGCGCAAUGCUCGACUAACGACCCAACUAAUACAUGGAUUGGUUGGCUAGCCCGAACUUGAGUGUUUGUUAUUAAGUAGUAGUUUUAGUAACUGUUUUACUCCAUCA
Seminavis robusta is the source of this 3208-nucleotide messenger RNA. The record is from the annotation of a GenBank genome assembly. Lineage: Eukaryota; Bacillariophyta; Bacillariophyceae; Naviculales; Naviculaceae.